Molecule: messenger RNA, 768 nt
Organism: Fusarium subglutinans
Lineage: Eukaryota; Fungi; Ascomycota; Sordariomycetes; Hypocreales; Nectriaceae
Exons: 1
Coding region: 1-768 (255 amino acids)
Source: RefSeq, a predicted model, not a curated record
AUGCCGCCCGAACAGACGGAUCCUCUGGCCGGACUUGAUUCCAUCGACUGGUCUCAGCUCAGCCAUGCCUACGGCCUGGCUGAUGACGUACCAAGUCUUCUAAAGGAUCUUCAAUCAACGGAUCCCGAAGCCCACAAGGCAGCAUUUAAUAAAUGUUGGUCCAACAUCUAUCACCAAGGCUCACGCUACAGUGCUUCAGUUGAGGCAGUUCCAUUCCUGUAUGCUUUAAUUGAUACCCCAGGAACCAAGGAUCGCGAAAGCCUGUUGUACUUGAUGACAAGUCUGGCAAUCGGUCAUCCGGACUGGGUGGUACCUAAUGGCAUCGAUAUCCAAAACUGGGAAAAGAGCAUCGCGGAGAUAGAGAAGCCUGAAUACCGUGAUCAAGCGACGCAAGGGUUCAGGACCUACGAGGCGGUCGAGCGGGGACUAUCUUCGAUCAUACACUGCUUGGAUGAGGACUCAGCAAGCAUGCGAGCCAAUGCAGCUCAUGCUUUGGCAUUCUUCCCACGUCAAUCGACCACAUCUAGAGUAGCGCUCCUCAACCGCCUGCGCGAAGAGACGAACAAUAAUGUUAGCGCAACGAUUAUACUAUCGCUUGCUGUCUUGUUCGCUCGGAGAGACGAUGAUACAGAGAAGCGGGAUCUUUUCCAGAAUAUCCAGGAGUAUCACUCGGCUUCACCUGUUCGAAAAGCAUCUGACGAUAUCAUCGAAUGGUCUUUCGCUGUUGCGCUCUUUAUUCUAGGUUCAAGGGAAGAUGGAUUGGCUUAA